Messenger RNA from Malus domestica (apple), 1018 nucleotides. RefSeq lists its product as uncharacterized. NCBI's taxonomy places the organism in Eukaryota, Viridiplantae, Streptophyta, Magnoliopsida, Rosales, Rosaceae. The record is from RefSeq and is a predicted model, not a curated record.
UCUCGAACCUUCCCCCUCCGUACCGUAACCAAGAUAUUUUCUCCGCCUCUAAACAAACGUGACCACCCAAAAAAAAAAAAUCCCAGAGAAACGCAGAGCCUCCCUCUUUUCUUCUUCUUCUCUCCGGCAGGCUCCGUUGCGGGAGAGAGAAGCUUUUCAGUUCUUGGAGCUCUUCGGCUUUGAAUUUUGAAGGCUCUGUUUCGAUUUUUUGAUUUGUUGGGUGGGUUGAGGGUUUUUGUGGGUGUGUGGAGUGAUGGACAGAGAAGGAGGAUCCAACGGCGGAUCUUCCUACUACGCCGUCCUCGGGAUCCGCAGGGACGCCUCCUUCUCUGAUAUCCGCACAGCUUACCGCAAGCUCGCUCUGAAAUGGCAUCCGGAUAGGGCGCGAAGUCAAACGGCGGCGGGAGAAGCCAAGCGGCGGUUUCAGCAAAUCCAAGAGGCUUACUCCGUUCUCUCGGAUCAGGCGAAGCGGUCGAUGUACGACGCCGGGCUCUACGACCCCCUCGAAGAAGAAGACCAGGAAUUUUGCAAUUUCAUGGGUGAAAUGCUGUCCAUGAUGAACAAUGUGAAAGACGAGGGGGACAGUUUGGAAGAUCUCCAGAGGAUGUUCAACGACAUGGUCGGCGGAGACGGGAUGAUGGGAUUCGACUUCGGCGACAUGAAUCCGACGGCGAACAAGAAGCCACGUGUUAGUGCGUCGAGAGGUGCCAAGUCUCGCUGCUAGCGCGAUGCAGCGGAUCAUGUGAAGGAAAAUGUUGUUUAUUCAAAAAUGGCCCACCCAAUUGUGUUUUAUUUUAAUUUUCGUUUUUAAUUUGGACUGGAUUGAACUUUUGUUUAAUCCUUAAUUCCCGGAUUAAGAAGUGAUUGGAGGUUAAGGGGGGGUUAAAUCCAGUUUGUGGGUGGUGGUGGUGACUCGUGUAUGUUGGUGGUUUUAGUAAUUAAAUAAUUCUCCUUUAUUCCUUUUGAUGUUUUUAUUUCUGGUUCAAUGUGAUUGGUAAUUUGAUGUAGUUGGUUGACA